AUGUCUAUCAGUGACAGACCUUCCAUUCCCCAUCCUCUCUCCGACUAUGUCCUACCUCAUCGAUUCAAAGUCAUCGGCGGCGGUGCCGGUAGCUUGACGGAGCUGCCCAAAAAGCAGGAUAUACACGCUCUCAGAUCUGCUAUAAGGCUCGCUCUGAGGAUUCUCAAUACUCCUGCGGCGAUGCAAGCUACCAACGCCGCUCUAUCCAUUCAGCAUGUACCGGAACGAGAAUGGCAUUUACCUCUCCCCGCUCCUCUCGAAAGCCUGACGGCGCCGAUCGACGAAAGAGUACUGCAGUGGCAAAAAGAAUUCAUUAGAACAGGACCGUUCCAAAUCGUAGUCGACGCUGAUCUGAAGGAGGUAUACGGAUGUGUCGAUAAGUAUAAUGCUCCGCACCUCAUCCGAAUAAAUGCAGACCUGGUCUUCGGUGCAGGAGAAGCCUACCAACAGCGUGAAACAGGGAGAAAUACGUAUGAGGCACACGUCUUGUUUCUCGCCAACACGGUGAUGCAUGAGCUGCAACACGCCAUGCGAGGUCAACUCAGAAAUUGCUUGAAGUUCACGCCUCCUAAAAUCAACAACAGAUUCAAAUAUAAAUCGUUGGGAUUUGACGAGAAUGGACAGGAAUUGGUCAAAGGAGAAGGAGGAUUCUGGACUGAGGAUCAAAUAAUUGGUGGAACACUGCGAGGAAAUAUCUUAGACACCACCAGUCGGUUCUCCAUCUCGAGCAUUCCAUUGUUAAAAGAUCUAUUCAUUACAUUUGCCUUUCCACCGUCCGAACCAGAAAACGAGAAUCAGGCCAGCACUCGUCACACCUUCCGUAUCUCUUGCAGUGACAUUAGCGCUAUUGUGAAUGGCCAUCCCGACUGGGAACAAAGAUUACCCUUCCGCCCCGAUGGUAGCUAUCCAAUCUCGACUGGCAAUCAUGUACCUGGAACAGAGUACCGACCAAUGCUUACGCCUACAAAUCGAUAUAAAUGUCCUGAUCGUGAUCAAUCUUGGCAGAAGCUUUUCCCGAUGCCAAAUUCAAAAGCUAUGAGUCGUGAAUCAACCCUCUCCGUCGAUGUUGAAAGCGAUCUCGAAGAUGAAGACGCCUCUAUCAUCAGGACUCCACCUAUUCCUCUCAACGAACUAGUUUCUAAUAUCCAAUCACUCAAACCCAGACCUCGUGCUCAGCCAUCACAUCCGUCAGUCUUUGCUGAUACAUCAAACGAUCUUUACAAAUGCGGCACUGACGAUGGAUUGGUCUUUUCUGAGAAACAACUAAAAUGGACUGGGGAGGAAUGGCAGAAGUACUGUGAUUCGCUUUCCAAGAGUCACAAAUCACCAACAGAAGAUAUCGUAUAA
This is a messenger RNA of Kwoniella mangroviensis CBS 8507, 1347 nucleotides long. RefSeq lists its product as uncharacterized. Lineage: Eukaryota; Fungi; Basidiomycota; Tremellomycetes; Tremellales; Cryptococcaceae. The transcript is spliced from 5 exons. Bases 1 to 1347 code for a protein of 448 amino acids. The record is from RefSeq and is a predicted model, not a curated record.